Molecule: messenger RNA, 4809 nt
Organism: Botrytis cinerea B05.10
Lineage: Eukaryota; Fungi; Ascomycota; Leotiomycetes; Helotiales; Sclerotiniaceae
Exons: 3
Coding region: 1553-4033 (826 amino acids)
Biological process (GO): regulation of DNA-templated transcription; DNA-templated transcription
Cellular component (GO): nucleus
Molecular function (GO): zinc ion binding; DNA-binding transcription factor activity, RNA polymerase II-specific; DNA binding
Source: RefSeq, a predicted model, not a curated record
GCUGUGUAUAUUUGACAUGAUAUAUUAUUAUUACUCGGUCGUCUGAUUCCUCCCUCCCGACGGCUCUUCAACCCUCGUCCCACCAAAGUGACUCGCUCCACCCAUCAAAACUUCCUUUCUCUUCCGUUCCAGCUUCGCCAGCUUGGCCAGGUUCCCGCAAAUCAAGCCCAGGCGAUCCACAUCUUCACGCCAGAAAGUUCCCUUCACUCCGAUCACCCACACUUCCCACACCUCCCACACAAACCACCCACCGACCGAAAAUCAAAGCUCCCUCGUGUUUCGCUUCAUCAUUUGCAUCCCGUCCUCAUCCGUGAAAGUGUGAGAGAGAGACAGAGAGCGAGAGAGAGCGAGCGAGAAAGAAAGAGACCAACGACGACACAUCUUAUUAUUGUUCACUCUGCACUCUGCACUCUGCACUCUGCACUCUUCAUUCCAUAACAAUAACUGCAAUCACUCACCACUCAUCACUCACCACUCACCACUGACUAUCGUCCUUGCACCCUCCAUAAAUAUCUACCGACAAAAGUAUAACAACACCAAAGGACAAGGUCAAAACCUCAACAACUUCGACAUCGGCCGUCAACAAGAAAGCACUCCAAGUUUCGAUCGGUCAAAUCAAUCAAUCAAUCAAUCAAUCACUCAAUCUCUCUAUCAGUCAAUCAAUCAUUCAAUCAUUCAAUCAGUCAAUCAACCAGCCAACCAGCCAACCACUCGCCCACUCGCCCUCUCGCCCACCCCAUCCACCCUACCUACAUAUUAUUGUAUAAAAACCCCCAGCCAGCUAUCAAAAUACCCAUCACAAUAUUUCAUAAAUACAAAUAUAAAUUUAAAAUUUUAUAUUUCUUCAUUCGACCGUUUCGAAUCCUUUUUUCUUCAUCCUUCUCUUCCUCCUUCUCGUCCUCCUUCUCUUCUGCCAAACAAACCAUUCCCUAGAACCCCAUAUUCUUCCUUUUAAUUGUCCAAUCGUUUACGUCAAAGUCACUGUGUAUUCCUUGAACCGGAAGCUCGCAUUGCAUCUGCGGCAUUCGCUUCGCCGUCACACCAACGAUACUGAUUACAGCGUGGACGAUUGCAACUUGGACGGGCGACCAAGCACCCUCCCACCAAUUCUGCACCAACCCAGCCAUCCCUCCAAUCUUUCCUCGCCUGAAUGAGAAAGUAACUGGGUUUUCUGCUUUCUUUCUAGGCCAUUUUAAGAAAUAAUAAUUAAAUUCUCCUUCCAUCACCAAGUUCAGGGUCUCCAGGGACCCCCUCAACCGCAAACAUUCCCUCACCUCACUCUCUCGCCGCGAUACUCUCGCCUUCUGCACCACCUGAUUCCGAUUCGGCCGUGGGUGUGUCGCGAUCAUCGAGUCCCAAGCGUUCACACGCCGAAGCUUUCUCCUCUGCAAACGACCCAACGUAUCUUCAUCCCGCUUCACCAAAGCAACAUCGGCCCAACAUAACGUCUGUCGGAGCGACCAGCCCCGGCGCAUUAGGCGCCAGCGGUUUAGGGGCUGAUGAUGGUAGUGGUGCCGGUAGAAGUGGGAUCGAGGAGAAGAAACCGGCAAAGAUGGUACGAUCUAGUAUAGCUUGCGCACGAUGUAGACGGAGCAAGGUAAAGUGUGUCAACAAUGGUGUCAAUUCCAUAUGCCGGGCUUGUGAGUCCUCGAACCGAGAAUGUACAUAUCCAAGUGCCGCAGCGUCUACGCCCAAGAGAACCGAUCCCCCCAUGGGAAUCAAGAUUGAAGGAGAAAGCGAUAGCAAGAAGAGAGUGCGAAAGCAUGAAGAUUCCGGUCGCAGAAACAGUCAACGACAAGGAGAAGAACCUUUGGAGGCGACCAUCUUGACACGAAAGGUGUGGGACGAGGUCUAUGACAUCUUCAAAUUGAACUUCUCAACCGAGAUGCCUUUCUUGCAUCCCCCAUCAUUUCGAAAUCGCAUGCGUCAAGCAUCGCACCCACGAGACCCUACUUCACUCCCCGACAUGCCCGCCUUUCAAGAUGCCAAGAUUUUAUUGUUAGGUGUGCUUACGCUGACUGCCCGAUUUCAUCCCGAGUUAAUCGCAUAUCAUGCUCCGGCAAAUUCCCCUCGACCAAAUGACCCAUUGGCUGCAAGCGAUUACUACGCAACCGCUUUAACCUCAACCAUCUUUGGAGCUGCGGGCAAAGAUCUCAGCACUCCUACCACCGAACGGAUCCAGGCACUCUUAAUGCUGGGUCUUUAUGAGUGGGGUCAGACUAGAGGUCUUAGCGCUUGGGUUUACGUAGGUAUUGCGACGAGACUAGCCCAAGCAAUGGGUCUACCCUACGAGGAUGAUCCAUCGGCUAGAACGUUCAAGCCUGAAACUGUCACCACCGCAAGCUCAUACCGACCCGAGGUGAAUAAGAGUCCAGCACGUGAUACUGCGAUUGAGAAGGAAGUUCGAAGACGUACGUUCUGGAGUUGUUUCAUCAUGGAUCGGAUGCUUUCUGCGGGAAAGGCGAGACCCACGAUGGUUGAGUCUGAUACUCUCCGCGUCCAACUACCAUGUUCCGAUGAUCAAUUCUUAUUCACUCAAUCAGUUCAAACUGGUUACUUGAAUCGCGAUUUUGAGAAAGCUACCUUGACCAAUGUUAAAAUCCAAGAAGGUGGAGUACUCAGCAGGUAUUGUCGUUUGGUUGAAAUUUGGGGUAAACUUUCAAAGUGGAGUCUUCAUGGAGGUCGCCGAACGGAAACCCUACCACCAUGGGAUGAAUCAACACAAUUCUAUAAACUUUCGCAUGAAUUGGAAGAUUUCUAUAGCGCCUUGCCAGAGAACCUCACCUUUUCCGAGGAUAAUCUCAAUGCACAUUUGGAAAAACGAAAUGCCACCACAUAUGCAAGUUUGCAUACUCUCGUCUCCUUGUGUCGUAUCAUGCUUCACAGAGAAUACAUACCGUUCAUUCCUCUUCGAGCUGAUAAACCUUCGGGUCCUUUGGAUGAACCAACAUUUCCCAAAGACAAAUUCGAUAUACCAGAAGGAUUUUGGGAACAGAGUGCCGACUCACUUUUCUCAUCGGCAAGAGAUAUUGUGGAUAUUAUGAGGACUUGUCAGGAUAACAAUGCUUUGCCAGAAUCACCAUUGUUUGUCUUCGCUCUUUUCCAUUCGGCGUUUACCGGUGUUUACUCCGUUCACUUCCCACAAAUGGAUCCUAACGAUUAUAUGGGUGAAAGCCGAUCCGCUUUACCUAUCAAAAUUCUGAAAGAUAUGGUGCCGAGGUUGACUAUGGCUAAAGCUUACCAUAAAAGAAUUGAACAGAUGAUGAAGUAUUAUAAAAUGGUGAAGAAUGAGUUCAAGAGAUACAAGAAAGAUGUUUCAUGGAAAGGUGGUGGAUUGGAUGAGUGGAAGGUGUUUGAGAAAGAUUUGAAGGAAUUUGGUACUCUUGAAGAUGCUGCUGGAGGUGAUUCUCAUUCUGAUGAUUAUCCAAACCGCAACUCUCGAUGUAGCACCAGCGAUCUUGGUUCCACUACGGCUGCUAACAAUCCUAGUGGUGAGCCAAUGCAAGGGGUCGAAGGAGGUGGAUCGAGACCACCUUCGAAUUGGGCACCAAUCAAUGCCUCCAAUAACAAUAUGAGCAUGGAGCUGCAACAAGGCCCCGGUGGACCAUAUAUACCAAAUGGAGCUUAUCAACCAAGUCCGAACCAAAACUCGAAUCCACCUAGCUUGAUCAGUCCAGGGAAUGGUGAUUCAGCAUCAAGCAUCAAUUCUCCCUAUAGCAAUCAAGGACAAGCUCAAAAUUAUAAUCAACUUCAACAAAUGGGACAAUAUCAUCCUCCAAUGGCUCAUCAACCUCAUAAUAUGGCGCCACCAGGUACUCAAGCAGGAUGGAAUAGAGAUCCAACAGCUAAUGUCUUACCUUUUGAUGCAUGGAUUGAUGAUUUGGAAAGUAUUUCGAUGAAUACAAAUACCAUGGAAAACUUUACACAAUCAUUCAAUGAUGUAUCUCAGCCUUGGAAUGUUCCACAAUUUGGAGCGCAGCCUCAAAAUAGUUGGGUUCAAGUUGUUGAGAGACAUCCUGGUGCUUGGAAUUAGUGGUGUAUGGUAGUUGAACAUGGAGAUGAAAGGUUCAUUGGAGUUUUCAUCAAUGGAUAGAUUAAUGAAUGAGAAGUCUCCUCAUUGACAUACUUCAUUGACAUAUUUCCUUAAUUUGAAGGAAUGGAGGAGUGGGAGUUUACUUGAAAUGAAUCGAGGUGAUUUUUCUACACUGGGUCACGUGGGAUUCAUUUUGGGGGAGUGAAAUAGGACUGUGUUGAUUGAGCGUUACAAAAAAUAACUUUUUGCGAUUUUAGUAUUGUGUUUUUUUCUGAUUUUUUUUUCGGGUUCGAGGAUUUUAGGUUUAUUAUGACACUGGCAAUGGCAAUGAUAAUGAUAGCUUUUUUUGGCGAGAGUUAUCUUCUUCAUCUUUUGGAUUUUGUUGGGGAUGUGGAAAGGGUGUGAAAUGGAGAGUGAAAUCGGGGAUAGUGAAUUUUCUGAAUAUUAUGAGGGUAUAGGCGUGCAUAUUUAUGGAUGUUUCUUCAAUCGCUAUAUAUUAGUUAGGCAGUUGGGAAGAGGAGGGAAUGUGGAAAUGUGGAAUUUGGGGUGGAUGAAUGAUGGAUGUGUGGAGGAAUGGAUGGAGGAGGUAGUGAGUUUAAGGGAUGAGGUGGGAGAGGAGGAGGGAAAAGAGGAAGGGAAGAGAAGAGAAACCAGAUACAUAAUGCAUUUUUAUAUUUUUUAUCAUUUGCCUUUUGCCUUUUGCCUUAAGACUUUUUGACAUACUUCAUUUGAUAUUCGAUAUUUGUAGUACUAUUCUUAAAGAAAUUGUAAAGAUA